Messenger RNA from Monoraphidium neglectum, 3108 nucleotides. RefSeq lists its product as hypothetical. The coding region runs from base 1 to 3108 and encodes 1035 amino acids. The transcript is spliced from 31 exons. Gene Ontology annotation, cellular component: plasma membrane. The record is from RefSeq and is a predicted model, not a curated record. Gene Ontology annotation, biological process: proton export across plasma membrane; regulation of intracellular pH. Gene Ontology annotation, molecular function: ATP binding; ATP hydrolysis activity; P-type proton-exporting transporter activity. NCBI's taxonomy places the organism in Eukaryota, Viridiplantae, Chlorophyta, Chlorophyceae, Sphaeropleales, Selenastraceae.
AUGAGGGCGAAUGGUGACCCGCCAAAGGGUGGCGCCGAUCCGGGUGCCAACAACGACGAUGUGGACUUCAGCAAGAUCUCGAUCAAGGAGGCGCUCGAGCUGCUGGGUGUGGAGCAGCACGGUCUCACAGAGGAGGCCGCCGCCAAGCGCCUGAACGAGUACGGCCCCAACAAGCUGCCUGAGACGACCAUCAACCCCUUCAUCAGGUUUGUGGGCUACCUGAACAACCCCCUGAGCUGGGCCAUGGAGGUCGCGGCCCUGCUGGCCAUCAUUCUGCUGGACUACGCCGACUUUGCACUGAUCCUGGGCCUGCUGCUUUUGAAUGCCACGAUCUCCUUCGUCGAGGAGUCCAGCGCUGACAAGGCAAUCAAGGCGCUGGCAGGGGCCCUGGCGCCCAAGUGCAGGGUGCUGCGAGAUGGAAAGGCAAAAACUAUGGACGCUGUUGAGAUUGUACCAGGUGACAUUCUGGUCAUAAAGUUUGGUGACAUCGUCCCGGCAGACGUCAAGAUCCUGGGCGACGAGGCGGAUGAGGAGGAGAUUCCCAUGCAGAUUGACCAAGCCGCGCUGACGGGCGAGUCCCUGCCCGUGAAGAAGUUCACGGGAGAUGUGGCAUUCAGCGGCUCAACCUGCAAGGCCGGCGAGAGGCACUGCCUGGUCUACGCGACAGGCAUCAACACCUUUUUCGGCCGUGCGGCUGCGCUGAUCUCCGCUACCAAUAACGUGAUGACCAAGAUCGGUGCCAUCUGCCUCGUCACCAUUGGCGCGUGGAUCGUCAUCAUGCUGGGCGUCCAGUUUGGGCGCUACAAGCACACGUGCUCGCUCGGCGAUGGCGAGUGCCCGACCCUCACCAACUUGCUUGUGAUCAUCGUGGGUGGAAUUCCAAUCGCCAUGCCCACCGUGCUAUCCGUGACGCUUGCACUCGGCGCCAGCCAGCUGGCCAAAUCGGGCGCCAUCGUGGCGCGCAUGAGCGCAGUGGAGGAGAUGGCUGGCAUGGACAUCCUGUGCUCUGACAAGACCGGCACGCUGACCCUGAACAAGCUUAGUGUGGACCAUGCAGACCUCGCGCCCUUCAGUGGCUAUGACAAUUCCACCCUCCUCAAGUACGGCUGCCUGAGCAGCAACAUCGUGACGGAGGAGGCCAUUGACGUGGUGCUGUACAACAGCUACCCCGACGCCGCCAACGUCUGGAGUGGCUACAAGCUGCUCAAGUACGUACCCUUCAACCCUACCGACAAGUUCACAAUGGCCGUGCUUCAGGACAACGCCACUGGGGCCACCUUCAGGCUCAUGAAGGGCGCCCCUCAGGUGGUCGUCAGGCGUGCUCAUGAUGCUGCUGUGAUCACCAAGCAGGUGGAAGCCAAGAUCAUCAACUUCGCCAACCGCGGUUACAGGGCCCUGGGUGUCGGCUACGCCGCAGGCGAGGGAAGCGCGGACGCCGUCGGCACCAAGUGGGAGUUCUGUGGCCUCGUGCCCCUGUUUGACCCCCCGCGCCACGACACCGCUGAGACCAUCAAGAGGUGCAAGGAGAAGGGCAUCAGCGUCAAGAUGGUGACGGGCGACCAGCAGCUCAUCGGCGUUGAGACGGCGCGCCAGCUGGGCAUGGGCCUCAACAUCCACAAGAUUGAGAAGCUGCUGCACGCCAAGUCCGCCGGCGGCCUGGUGGACGGCGUGGCGUCCGUUGAUGAGCUGGUGGAGCAGGCCGAUGGGUUUGCCGAGGUGUUCCCCGAGCACAAGUAUGAGAUUGUCGACAUCCUGCAGAAGAGGAACCACAUGGUGGGCAUGACGGGCGACGGUGUCAACGACGCGCCGGCCCUGAAGAAGGCAGAUGUCGGCAUUGCUGUCCAUGGAGCAACCGACGCAGCUCGCGGCGCGGCUGACAUUGUGCUGACUGAGCCUGGCUUGAGCAUCAUUGUCGAUGCUGUCAUCGGGGCGCGCAAGAUCUUCCAGCGCAUGACCACGUACGCCAAGUACACCGUGGCGAUGACGUUCAGGAUCUGCUUCACGUUUGGGCUGCUGACGGUCCUGUACAACUGGUACUUCCCCACCAUCCUCAUCGUGCUGCUGGCCGUGUUCAACGACGGUGCGAUGAUUGCGCUCUCCAAGGACCGCGUGACGCCCAGCCCUGCUCCGAACAGCUGGCGGCUGCGCAACAUUUUCACCGUUGGCAUCGUGUACGGCCUGUACCUCACGCUCUCCUCCUGGGUGCUCUACCACGUGGCGGCAAAAGACACGUUUUUCCAGAACCGCAUUGGCCUCUUCAGCCUGAACGACACCUGGGAAGAGUUGCUCUAUCCAGGCCUAGCGAGCCCCGUCACCGUGAUUGAGCAGUGUGCUGCAGAGCAGCGGUACGUCAGGGGCGCGCAGCUCAGGUCUCUACUGUACAACCAGGUCUCUAUAUCAGGCCAGGCACUUGUGUUUGUGACGCGCUGCUCAGGCCACUCUUUCUUGGACCGAGCUGGCACGUUCACAUACCUGGCCUUCUUUGGGGCUCAGGUGGCGUCGUCCCUGAUCGCGGCGUUUGGCUUUGGCGGGUACCCUGCCCCACCUGGCGCCCUGGCCAACUGCAAGUUGUGCGCGCAGAGCAACGGCGCGAUGCCCCGCUUUUUCUCAAGCGGCGCUGUCCCUGUCGCGGGCACUGAGGCCACGUACACUGCAUCUGUCAUCGGGGCGGCCGAGUGGGUCGUCGUGGCGUGGAUCUGGUCACUGCUGUGGCACCUGGGCCUGGACCCCAUCAAGUGGUUCAUGGCCUGGGUCCUGAACGAGGAGGGUGUCCGCAGCCGCUCCUCGUACGCCAGCUGGCUUAGGCGCAGGGCCCGCGACCCCACCAAGACUGGUGAGGAGACCACCAUCCAGGUCGGUGGCGCGGCGGGCAACUACGCCAAUCCCCUGGGGCGCACGUCGCUCGUCAGCAGGCCGUCCCCCCAGAUGCUGGCCAGGGCGUCAAUCGUCAGGCCCAAUCCCAUCCGCCGCCUGUCUGCCUCGUCCCGUGCGAGCGGUGCCGCCGCUGCCGCCGCCGCGGCUGCUGCUGGAAUUCGCGGCGCCCGGGGCUCAUUGGAGGGCGCGCCGCGAAGCCCAACUGCACAGGGCAGCACGCGCCAGUCGGUGUGA